Messenger RNA from Motacilla alba alba, 2067 nucleotides. RefSeq names its product translation initiation factor IF-2-like. Lineage: Eukaryota; Metazoa; Chordata; Aves; Passeriformes; Motacillidae. Bases 1 to 1197 code for a protein of 398 amino acids. The record is from RefSeq and is a predicted model, not a curated record. The transcript has 4 exons.
AUGGCGCCGGCGCCCUCCGCCCCCCCCGCGCGCCGCCAUUUUGUCUCCUCCUCCAGACACCUCCGAGCCCCCCCCGGCCGGGCCCGCGGCCCCUCACCGGCCCCACUCGCCUCCCCCCGGGCCUUCAGCCACCCACCUCCACUCCGCGUUCCUCACGCCACCUCCCCCGCCGCCCCGGGCCGCGCCGGGCGCGCGGGACCCGCCGGCGCAGAGCCCGCGGCCCGCUCCUGUGGCGGAGCCCUGGCGCGGCCUAGCUGCGGCCUCCUCGCGGCCUGCGCCGCGGCCUGUGCGGGCAGGGGGAGGCCCGGGCCGGGCGGGCGGCAGGGCCCGGCCCGCAGCUCUUACCGUGCGGGUGGCGGGCGGCGGCGCUCGCUCGGCGCGGCCUCUCUCAGCGCGACUGGGCCGAGCGCGGCGGCGGCGGCGGCGGCUGCGGCGGGGCGGGCGGGCGGGCGGGAGGGGAGGGAGGGGCCGAGCUCGGAGCUGAGUGGAAGCGGCCAAGCUCCCCGGGCCGGGCCCGCCGUCAGCACGUCACGUCACUGCCCGAGAGAGCCCAGGAGCAGGCGGAAGGGAGCGCGCCGCCACCGCCGCCUCGGGCCGCCCGCCCGCCCGCCCGCGGGGGCCGGUGCGGCCGAGCGGGCCGGGGGCCUGUGCGGGGCGGGCGAGGCGGCGGUCGGGGCGGCGGGGCGGGGGCAGCGCGGCGGCGCUCGGUCCCGCGGCUCCUCCUGCCGCCGCCUCCGCCGCGGCUCGGCCGCGCCGCGCCGCCCGGGGCUCGGCGUGCGCCCGCGGAGCACGGCGGUGCCCCGGGACCCCGUCCCCGCCCGACCUCUCCAUACCGGGCGAGCCCCCCCCGCGCGCCGCCAGGCCCGCGGCCCGGCCCGGCCCCGGAGUGCGGGCCGGAGACUCCUCGGGCUCGGGUCUGCGCGGCGGGGAGCGGUUUUUAGGGUGCGGGGACUCCGCUCUGGGGUGGACGCGGGCCGAGGGCCGCGGGUUGAGCGGCCUCGGGUCACCCCGGCGCGGGGCGCGGCUGCCGGCGGGAAUUGCCGGGAACAACAAGGACAGCGGAAAGCAGCGGGGUGCGGUGCCGGACCCCGGGUCCCCACGGAGAACACGGACGGCGCUCCGCGGGGGCCACUGGCACUCACGAAAGAGUUGCUGCUGAUCCAUGAAAGAUGCACCCUAAAGCUUUUGAGGCAUUAGAAAUUAAGUGGGUAACCCGAUGGAUGUGAGGAGGAUGAGAAGUCCUUCCCCUUCUCCAGCGUGGGGUCCUUCCUGCAGGAGACAGUUCUCGAUUAACGUUUCCAGCACGAGUUCAUCCCACAGGCAACAGUUCUGCACAAAAUGCUGCAAGAGAUGUUCCCACCAUUCCUGAUGGGCUCAGCCUUGGCCAGCAGUGGGUCCAUCCUGGAGCUGGCAUUGGCUCUGCUGGACAUGGAGGAAGCUUCCAACAGCUUCUCACAGAAGCCACUCCUGUGGCACCCCUGCUACCAAGACCUACCUGCAUAAACCAAACACACCAUGAUACUGAGAAUGGAAGAGGAGCAAUAAUACUCAAAAUUUUAUUUUAUUUAAUUCCAUUAAGGUAAUAGUAAAACUUUUGUAGACUCAGCCCAGAUCUGGGUUUCAGGAAGGGGUCCUAAAAUACUGACUUUUGCAAGGUUUUCUGAGCUUGACCAUACAUGUGAUAUUAAUGUAAAAUAGUCUUAAGUAAAUAUUUUUGCCAGCAUGGAAGAGGCUAAGGGGAAGAACAGAGAAGGAUGAUGGUUAGUUCAUAAUCAACAGAAAGGUAACUCUAGUAUAAAUAAGUAAAAAAUUGGAAAAUAUAUAUGUUUGGAAAAAUAUAUGUUUGAAUUUAAGACUCUGAAUUUCUUUGAAACAGGGGAACAUGUUUCCCACAGAGAUUGUAAAGCCUCUGGAUUUGGAGAUACUCAAAACCCAACUGGACACAGCCUUAAGCAACCCGCUGCAGGUGGCCCUGCUCUGAGCAGGAGAGCUGGGGGAAGACAAUCUGCAGAAACACCUUCCAGCUUCAACAAUUCUAUGAGAAGUAAAAUAAAUCCAAAUCAUAAA